GGGCCGCUCCGCUCCGCGGGGGCAGGCGGUUCCGUGGUACCAUGGCCCUGGGCCGGCCGGCAGAGCGGGCAGGUCCCGGCGCGGCGCUGGCGCUGCUGUGGCUGCUGGUGCGGGCGGCCGCCCUCCCGGCCAUGUGCCCUCCGGGGGACGCGAGCUGUCGCUUCCUCAGCGUGGCCGACCUCUUCGACCGCGUGAUCCGGCACUCGGGCAGGAUCCACAGCCUGUCCACCGAGCUGGAGAAAUACUUACCGCCCAGUAACAGCAUGCUGGGCAGGCCGGCGAGGAAGUGCCACACGGCCACCAUGCUGACCCCCAACGGCAAAGAGUACGCCCAGAAAAUCCCGAGAGAAGAACUAGCCUACUUGAUCCUGAAGCUUCUGCAAGCCUGGAAAGAGCCACUUUCCCACUUUAAUCAGCACAUUGAAAACUUUCAGGAGCUACCUGGUGAGAGCCUUAGCAAAGCAAAACAAAUCAGCAGCAUGGUACAUGAGCUGGAGACAGGGGUUGAGAAAGUGACAGAAAAGAUGCAGUCAAUGGGCAUCAUCAGCAAUUCAUUACAUGGAAUGGCAUCAUCUGAAGGUGCUGGCUUAUCAAUUAGUAAUGAAGCAAAUGUGAUGAGUGACUCUGACUUUAUUCACUGUUUCAGGAGAGACUCCAAUAAAGUACAAAGCUACUUAAAAAUUCUGAAAUGUAGGAUUAUGCCAGAAAACAGUUGUUGAGUAGUAAUCUCUUAGCAAGCAGUUUUCAGCAUGCUGUUUAUUUAAAUAGAAAAAUAUAAUUUAUUUGUAGUAAGUUUAUUAGGAAAAAGGUUUGGAAA
Lagopus muta (rock ptarmigan) is the source of this 817-nucleotide messenger RNA. RefSeq names its product prolactin-like. Gene Ontology annotation, molecular function: hormone activity. NCBI's taxonomy places the organism in Eukaryota, Metazoa, Chordata, Aves, Galliformes, Phasianidae. Gene Ontology annotation, biological process: positive regulation of receptor signaling pathway via JAK-STAT; response to nutrient levels. The record is from RefSeq and is a predicted model, not a curated record. Gene Ontology annotation, cellular component: extracellular region. The coding region runs from base 42 to 719 and encodes 225 amino acids. The transcript has 5 exons.